CUUCCUCUGCAGACCUAGGAAGAGGCAGACUGCACACAGCCUGGUUCCUGGUCUCAGGCUCUGGUAACCUGGUGCACGGACAUUCUCUGUUCUUUACACUUCUGUGCUGACGAUGGAGACCAGUGAUCCAGUGGACUCAUGUGAACCGGACCAUGGACAUUGAAGCAUAUUUUGAAAGAAUUGGCUAUAAGAAUUCUAGGAACAAAUUGGACUUGGAAACAUUAACUGACAUUCUUCAGCACCAGAUCCGAGCUAUCCCCUUUGAGAACCUUAAUAUUCACUGUGGGGAAUCUAUGGAGUUGGACUUAGAGACCAUUUUUGAUCAAGUUGUGAGGAGGAAGCGGGGUGGGUGGUGCCUCCAGGUCAAUCAUCUUCUUUACUGGGCUCUGACCACGAUGGGUUUUCAGACCACUAUGUUGGGAGGAUACGUUUACAACACUCCGGCCAACAAAUACAGCAAUGGUAUGAUUCACCUUCUACUACAAGUGACCAUCAGUGGCAAGAACUAUAUUGCCGAUGCUGGGUUUGGACGCUCCUACCAGAUGUGGCAGCCUCUGGAAUUAAUUUCUGGGAAGGAUCAGCCUCAGGUGCCAUGCAUCUUCCGCUUGACAGAGGAGGAAGGCACCUGGUACCUGGACCAGAUCAGAAGAGAGCAGCACAUUCCAAACCAAGAAUUUCUCAAUUCCGACCUCCUAGAGAUGAAUAAAUACCGAAAAAUCUACUCCUUUACUCUUGAACCUCGAACAAUUGAAGAUUUUGAGUCUAUGAAUACAUUCCUUCAGACAUCCCCAGCCUCUGUGUUUACAAGCAAAUCAUUUUGUUCCUUGCAGACCCCAGAAGGGGUUCACUGUUUAGUGGGCUUCACCCUCACCUAUAGGAGAUUCACCUAUAAGGACGGUGUCGACCUGGUAGAGUUUAAGACUCUGAAAGAGGAAGAAGUGGAAGAAGUAUUGAGAACUAUAUUUCAUAUUUCUCUAGAGAGAAAACUAGUGCCCAAACAUGGUGAUCGAUAUUUUACUAUUUAGGAGAAGCAGCAAGUAUGGUCUUUAAUAACACAUCCUUACACUUUUUACUAUAUAAAAUUUCAAAUCUAUUCAAGAUUAUAGAGAAUAAAAUAAUCAACCUGCUUAUUGAUUUCUCAGAUUACCAACAAUGAACUGAUGACCUAUCAUAACCUUUGAGCCCCCACAUUAUUUUGAAGAAAACCCUACACAUCAUUUUAUUUCACCCAUAACAAUGUCAUCAUGUAUAACUAAAUGGCUUUUUUUUUUCAGGAACAUAACCACCCUCCUUUCAAAAUUAAUACUAAUAAAAGCAUUUUAAUAAUGA
Molecule: messenger RNA, 1329 nt
Organism: Ictidomys tridecemlineatus (thirteen-lined ground squirrel)
Lineage: Eukaryota; Metazoa; Chordata; Mammalia; Rodentia; Sciuridae
Product: arylamine N-acetyltransferase 2
Molecular function (GO): arylamine N-acetyltransferase activity
Source: RefSeq, a predicted model, not a curated record